This is a messenger RNA of Peronospora matthiolae, 873 nucleotides long. The record is from the annotation of a GenBank genome assembly. Lineage: Eukaryota; Oomycota; Peronosporomycetes; Peronosporales; Peronosporaceae.
AUGCUCACGCCAGUGGUAAUCAUCGGCAUCGCAGCCGGUGCCACGGUCUUCGCGAGCUCGCUGCUCGCAGUGUUUAUGCUCCUGCGACACGGCGGAUCGUUCGAUCGCAUGCAGAAGGAGGCAAUAGGGCUGCCAGAGACGCUGGGCGAGCAGAAGCCGCUGCUGUACGAUGAGCUGCUGGAGAAGGCAAAGACGCUGAGCGUGCGUCCAGAGCAGCUCGGAGCGGACAAGGUGCUUGAGGGGAACUGCGUCUGCGUGCGGGACUUUUCUGUAUCAAAAGAUGCUGCUGGUCUCUUUGCGGCCUCGAGCGGGGAACAACGCGGUGGUAUCUUUCGGGACGUGACGUACGACGCCGACGAGAUGAUCUGGAGAUAUCUUCCGCAUGGACCUUUUGCGUCCGUUGCGGAUUUCAAGAGGUUCUACUCGAUUAAUGUGGAAGGUGCACGUCACUUUGUGCUGCUGCAUCGACAGAGCAAGCAGUCGAUUGGAAUGGUGACGCUGGGCGCACACUCACCGACGGACCUUCGGAUCGAGGUGAUGCACUUGUGGCUCACGCCGGCUUUUCAGAAUUCAGCAGCUAUGACAGAGAGCGUGUUGCUGAUGUUGAAGCACCUUUUUGGUAGUGGAUACCGUCGAGUGGAGUGGCGCUGUGACGGGCACAAUGUUCGUGCUCGACGUGCGGCGCACUCGUUGGGGUUCACUUUUGAAGGGGUGAUGCGCAAGCAUCGAAUCAUCAAGAGCUGCAACUGUGACACUGUUGUCUUUGCUGCUGUCAACAGCGACUGGACGGUGAUGCGGGAGCAUUUGGAACACAAACUUUACCAAGCGCUGCUACAAGAUAACGGAGAGUCUGACGCGAAGAAGGUCGAAUGA